AUGUUCGGACCCUUCCGCUUAACAAACCCGCUAUCCGGUGGUCUCCUCUGGAAAAUCCCCUGGCGCCUCUCCCGCCACCAAAAGUACAGACAACGCGAACGCCUGCGCAACGUCGAUUCCGUCGUGGCAACUCUCGAUACCGCACUCGCGCGCCAGGGACAGAGCAUGAAGAGGGUUGUACGAUGGAAGAUGGAAAUGCCGACCGAGGAGGAGAUGCUGCCCAAGGAUAAAUAUACGGUGUUUGAUCGGAAAGUGAAGAGGUAUCGGAAGGGAAUUCAUAAGGUUCCGAAGUGGACGAGAGUGAGCCAAAGGCUGAACCCCCCGGGUUUCUAGACGGGCGGAUCGAGAUAUAAAAGGAGAGGGAUUGUACAUUAUAUGUUCUAAACAGGCACUUUAAAAAAAGAUAUAUACAACAAAGCGAUGGCAUUCUUGGUUUACACUUCGC
Molecule: messenger RNA, 445 nt
Organism: Trematosphaeria pertusa
Lineage: Eukaryota; Fungi; Ascomycota; Dothideomycetes; Pleosporales; Trematosphaeriaceae
Product: mitochondrial ribosomal protein subunit L31
Exons: 3
Coding region: 1-333 (110 amino acids)
Cellular component (GO): mitochondrial large ribosomal subunit
Molecular function (GO): structural constituent of ribosome
Source: RefSeq, a predicted model, not a curated record